UUCAGCUGUAAGAAGACAGCCGCUCAUAACUUCCACAUGCAGUCGGUCUCCAUCCAGAGUCUGUCGGAGCUGGAGAGGGUCCGGCUGCAGGAGGUGGCUCUGCUCAGACUCGUCAAGGACUUCGAUCUGGGUUGCCAGAUCACCAUCCCCAAAGAUGGACAGAAGCGGAAAAAGUCCCUCAGGAGGAAGCUGGAUUCUUUAUCCAAGGAAAAGAGAGACAAAGAGUCGGACGGGCAGGCGUUCGGCGUGCCGCUGUCGGCGGUGAUCGUGAACGACCGGCGUCACAAGCAGCUCCAGGACGAGCCGGUCGACCGAGGAUCAUCUCUCCAGCACCUCACCGGCCGCAGGUCCACCAACAGAGAGCUCUCCAGCAGCAACUCCUCCCUCAGCUCCUCCUCGGAGACGCCCAACGAGGGGACCACGCCCGGGACCCAGGCGAUGGCCCUCCGCUCCAUGAGGCAGACGGGAGGCGUGUCUGUGGACUGCAUCACCGAUCUGGACGACAGCGACUCUCGUCUGCUGGAGGCCCUUCAGCUCUCCAUGCCCCUGGAGUCCCACGGAGAGAAGAAGAAGAAGAAGACGAAGACGAGCGACGCCAAGCUCAGCCUGAACCCCAUCUACAGACAGGUGCCGCGCGUCCUGGACAGCUGCUGCCAGCACCUGCAGAGGUCAGGUCUGCAGACGGUCGGCAUCUGGGUCGGGAGCUCCAAGAAAAGAGUUCGACAGCUGCGCGAGGCGUUCGAUCAGGGUGCUGACGUUGUUCUGGACCAGAGACACAGCGUUCACGACGUGGCGGCGCUGCUCAAAGAGUUUCUGAGAGACAUGCCUGAUCCUCUGCUGACCAGAGAGCUGUGCGCCGCCUUCAUCAGCUGCGCCUCUCUAGAUAAAGCGGAUCAGCACACGGUCAUGCAGUUACUCAUCUGUCUGCUUCCUGCCUGCAACAGCGACACCCUUCAGUGCUUACUUCACUUCCUGUCAGACGUGGCCAAUCGCGCGCAGGAUUCGCAGGACGCCGGCGGAAACCAGGUGAUCGGUAACAAGAUGACGUCUCUGAACCUGGCCACUAUCUUCGGGCCGAACCUGCUGCACAAGCAGAAGAGCUCUGAGAAGGAGUUCAGCGUGGAGAGCUCGGCCCGGAUGGAGGAGAGCGCCGCCCUCAUCAGCGUGGUGCAGCUCAUGAUCGACACGCACCGCUCUCUCUUCACGAUCUCAGCGGAGCUGCAGAAGGAGCUUCUUCUGAGUUUGCUGGACACAGACAGUGAUGUGGUGGAUUAUCUGCUGAGAAGAAGAACACCUCAGAGUGAGGAGGCGGGCCCGGUCCCUCAAACGCCCAGCUUCUGCCUCUCACCUCGCCAGCCAGCGCCGGUGGGUUCAUUCCCUAACGAGGGUGCUUUUCUGUCAUCUGCAUCGCAGAGAAGCUCUCCGGAGAGCAUACAUGAUAAGGCUCGUAUCUGGAGAACACGUCACGCUCUGCUGUCAGGACUUCAUGACAAGCUCCUCACAGGUUGGAUGGACACCUGUAUAAACGCGCAUCCUCCGACGUUUUCUCACGACGACGACAACGACACGCAUCCUGCGCAGGAGCCGCAAACGUCCCGCACCGAACGCAAAGAGCCGCUGCAGGAGACGGAUUCCCUGCCGUGUCCCUACAGCCACGUGUCACUUCCUGUCAGGGCGCUGCGUCACUGGCGCGGCGAUGAGCUUCGGAGCGGGCAGCAUCCAGACUGGCCCACAGAAAAGUGGCAAAUAUGGCAGCUCCUGUCAUCAGACAGCAUAGACACGCUUCCAGAGACCAUGGUGUGAGAACACCUCUUUUUUAGGCUCAUUUUUGAAUCCGUUCAGCCGACGUCCGUGUCUGGCCGGAGCACUUUUAGCGUAGCUUAGCAUAGAUCAUUGAAUCAGAUUGGACCGUUAGCAUCUCGCUCAAAAAACGACCAAAGAGUUUCGAUACUUUUCCUAUUUAAAGCCUGACUCUUCUGUAGCUAUACUGUGUGCUAAGACCGACACGAAAAUGAAAAGUUGUGGUUUUGAGGCUGAUUAUACCUAGGAACUAUAUUCUCAUUCCGGCGUAAUAAUCAAGCAAGUUUUUUGCCGUACCAUGACUCCAGCAGGCGCAGUGAUAUCACACAGCCAUUUCAGGCGCUAACGGUCUAAUCGGAUUCAAUGAUCUAUGCUAAGCUACAGCUAAAAAUGCUGCUGCCAUUUGUAAACGAGAAAAGUGAGUUGUUCCUUUAAAGGCACGUCGAAUGAGGCGUUUCUCCAGAUAUUUUCCAGACGGUCGACGGAAGAAUAAAAGGCAGACCAGGUUCGGAAUGAGCGAUCGGUUUUGGGUGAACUGUCCCUUUAAGAACCUUUUGAAGAGUCGGUUUGAAUCGAAUCGGAAACAACUCGCAGAACGUUGAAUCAGAUCGAGUUUGAAUGAGAGGAAGCGCCACAAAAUGACUGUUUACAGAUUUUAGAACAAUAACUACAGAUAUUCACAGUUUGGGGAGUGUUUUUAAUGUUUUAAAUUGAAGCUUGAGUCGUCAUACUCAAAAAAAAAAAGUUUUAUUCAUCUUAAAUUGAUCAAAAGUGAUUGCGAAGAAGAAACCAUGCGUUUGUGUGAACACGGUCCUUGAUAAUUAUA
Molecule: messenger RNA, 2626 nt
Organism: Puntigrus tetrazona (Sumatra barb)
Lineage: Eukaryota; Metazoa; Chordata; Actinopteri; Cypriniformes; Cyprinidae
Product: rho GTPase-activating protein 6-like
Biological process (GO): signal transduction
Source: RefSeq, a predicted model, not a curated record